UGACGGUGGUUUUUAAUUGACUAGUUGUGAAUCCUUAACAUCGUAAGCGUUUCUGAGCCUAGAUCUUUUCUGCCUUUUUGUUUUGUAAACAUUAGGUUUAAUCCAAGGGACUUAUUUUUUUAGGUUUUGGUGCGACCUAACAAGCGACAUCAAUAAUAUUCACCGUAGAGAAAUCUGAGAAAACCUUUUAUUUCAUUAAAAACUUACAACAACAACAACAACAACACGUUUUCUCAGAACGCACCGUAGUAAUUCCCACGAAAACUGGUAUUUCACAUUAAACAAACUUUUUCGUAGCCUACAUACAGCAUUAAUACGACUACUACUAGGGUUGACUAAUCUAAAGUAUUCCUAAAUGCCACGCGCGCCCCCGCACACACUGGCAGACAAGCAAUCACUUUCAUGUGUUAAAAGAUCACGUGGUGAACUUUAAACGUCUCCAGGCCUCAAUGACAGCACUGACUGUCGUCCCCAUUGGUCCCGAAGGCAAAUAGUUAAUGUAAAUAUGCUGGCGCUAAGUGGGAGUGCCUCGCCAUUAGUUUAGCUGUCACUUGAGCGCUGUCGAAUGUCUUCAGUGGUUGUGUCGUUGAGGUCCGCACUAGCAUGUGGUCACCCUCCGCGCGCACCUCAACAGUAGUCGCGGGAGAGCCGAGUACGAUGCAAGUCCACGCGCUCUAAUAGGCCUGAAAGAAAACCGCUAAACAAACGCUCGUGGACAUUUUAUAUCAGAUCGGCGGGAUUCCAAGGCGUCUGAUUACCAGAACGCGCUAUAGAGGACAGCGCAUUUAUCCAGAGGAUUCGAAAACGCAUUUUCGAAUACGCAUUUUCCUCCACAUAUAAAAGGCUCUUCGCGUUCUUCUGAAAAAGAUUUCCAGGAAUGGAAUCUAUCCCAAAUCAGCUGCCGGCUGGAAGAGACUCCAGCUGUUCGCCGAACUCCAAACAAGACUUGCAGCCUUACUCUGGCCCAACACUCAAGCCGAACCAAGUCAGUGAGACCUCUUUAUACGGAAUACCGAUCGUUUCACUAGUCAUAGACGGUCAAGAGAGACUUUGCCUAGCUCAAAUAUCCAACACACUUCUGAAGAACUACAGCUAUAACGAAAUCCACAACCGGCGCGUGGCCCUGGGCAUCACCUGUGUGCAGUGCACUCCGGUCCAGCUGGAGAUUCUCAGGCGCGCGGGGGCUAUGCCCAUUUCCUCGAGACGUUGCGGGAUGAUUACAAAGAGAGAGGCCGAGAGGCUCUGCAAGUCGUUCCUGGGCGCCCACAGCCCGCCGAAAUUACCAGAAAAUUUCGCUUUUGACGUGUCGCACGAAUGCGCGUGGGGCAGCCGGGGCAAUUUCAUCCCAGCCAGAUACAACAGCUCGAGAGCGAAGUGCAUUAAGUGUUCGUUCUGCAACAUGUAUUUCUCUCCAAACAAGUUCAUAUUUCACUCUCAUCGCACGCCGGAGUCCAAAUACACGCAACCCGACGCAGCAAACUUCAACUCGUGGAGAAGACACUUAAAACUGAGCGACAAAAACUCACCAGAUGAUGUGGCCCAUGCCUGGGAAGAUGUCAAAGCCAUGUUUAACGGCGGCAGCCGCAAGAGGACGCUGCCAAUCGGUGGGUCUGAAAGUUCGUCCUCGCUUAGUACGCAACGACCGGGAGGUCAAACCCAGGGGGAACCGUCUGAGGUGCCUCACAAAACUCUCAGAUGUGAGGAUGACAGGGGGAACGUGACCAUGCCGAGCAGCAUCCGCAGUUACCCCGUGAUUCCGGUGCCCAGUAAGAGUUUUGGGAUGUUACAGAAAAUUCCACCACCGCUCUUUCCACAUCCAUACGGUUUCCCGGCUUUUGGAUUGUGUCAAAAGAAGGAUGACGGUGUGGUGAUGGGAGAGCCAAACAAGACAAAUCUGUCAGGUGUGUUCUGGCCGAGCGCUAAGGACAGUGCUUAUCCCUCAUUUCCGAUGUUUUGGCCUACGACAGGCAGCUUGGCCAUGCCAACAUACCACCAUGCCCAACCUAAACCUCCUUCUGACGUGUUAUGCACCAGACAUAGUGAACUAGACGCGUCAGAGCAAAGUGACCGAAGCACGAGCACCCCUAAAGACAGUUUACUUGAUAAUGAACGGUGUUCCAGCACUCAGUCGACACGGAACGAAGAGGAUAAAUCUGGGGACGAGAGCAGGUCUAUAGAAGGAAUGCCAGCCACCACCGCCAGAAAAAUAAGCUACAUAUCCGCAUUCAGACCGGUUGUUAAAGAUGUUGAGAGCAUCGCGAAACUAUACGGCAACAGGGGUCCGUAUUCUGCUCCUCGGUCCGGCUAUUUGUCACCAGAUUUCUUGAGUGAAAGUUCUAGUUAUAGGUCAGUGUCUCCGGACGUGGACAGCGUGGACGAUCCGGAUGUGGACGUGGAGUCGCAUAAGGCGCACGAGGAUGAGGAGUCUCUGCAGCUGUCUGUGGAUGACCGGCGGAGUCCACAGAGUUUGGCCGUAGCGCAGAGUGACGGGGUUAAAGGUCAAGACCAAGAGAAUAGCCAGAUCCACACCAUGAGUGAGCUACACACGACAAAUUCAAGUGAAACGCGGUCGUCUGAUUUGGAGAGUCACGACAAUAAACACACGACGCGAUUUGAGGUCUAUGCGCGGGAAAGAGACGAGCACGUGCAUCAAAUGAGCACAUCUUAUUUUGGUUCAACGACGACGUACCAGCGCGAAACGAGUGUUAAAGACGUGCAUGAAGAAGAACCUUCGUCUACAGUGGAGGAGAUGGAACCCAAAACUCAACAGGAUCAAACCAGCGUCAACGAGGAGCGCCUGAAGGAACCAAAUGAUGAUGAGGAAGCAAUGCGCCAUGACACUGGCAGCAGGGGCUCCUUGAUUGGGAAAAACAUAGAGAACAUGGCCAAAGAGGAAUUGCAGAAACAACUUGUGGAACAAGUGGAGCUUAGAAAAAAGUUGGAGCGUGAAUUCCAGAAUCUAAAAGACAGUUUUCAAGACCAAAUGAAAAGGGAGCUUUCAUACAGAGAGGAAAUGGUGCAGCAACUCCAGAUUGUUCGAGAAGCUCACGACGCACUACACCAUUUCUCGUGUAAGAUGCUGACUCCCCGUCACUGCACUGGGACCUGCACCUUCAAGUCUCCUCUUCUACCACCUUGAUGGACACCUAUUCAAGACAUACAUGUUCUUUAGAAAUACUGCUGUGUCAAAUCAAACUUUACUUUUUUCCUCUGCAAAACACUGUCAACCUUUAGACCUGGAAUAAGCAAGUGUGUACUGUAGUAUUUUAGCUCUUACACUGUAAUGAAGUCAUUUUCAUUUGCAAAGGAGUGUUUUCAGAGUCACUGUAUGUACUGUAUAAUUUAUAUAAAGUUCUAGAAAAUUGCAUUAUAAAAAAAUUGACAUCCCACUUAAACAUAUCGUCAUCAGCUGUAGAAAUCACUGGUAAUAAGUGGCUAUGUGCAAUGCAUAUAUUUGUUAUGUAUACUGUGCUACAUUUUUUUCUCUCUCUCUUUUUUUUAGUGAUAGGUUAGGACAUUUUGUUAAAUUAGAUGCAACAGUAAUUAAUGUUUUUGUAUAUAUUAUUUAUUCCAAGUCCAUGUCAGUUGUUUAUUCUCAUCUGCAUAUUUGUAUAUUAUUGAUGUAAAGCACUUUAAAUUGGCAGCCCUAUACUGAAAUGUGGAUUAAAUGAUCUUGUUUGA
Megalobrama amblycephala (Wuchang bream) is the source of this 3681-nucleotide messenger RNA. RefSeq names its product SKI family transcriptional corepressor 1b (gene skor1b). Gene Ontology annotation, biological process: negative regulation of BMP signaling pathway; negative regulation of transcription by RNA polymerase II. The record is from RefSeq and is a predicted model, not a curated record. Lineage: Eukaryota; Metazoa; Chordata; Actinopteri; Cypriniformes; Xenocyprididae. Gene Ontology annotation, molecular function: SMAD binding; RNA polymerase II cis-regulatory region sequence-specific DNA binding; DNA-binding transcription factor activity, RNA polymerase II-specific. The transcript has 8 exons. Bases 878 to 3139 code for a protein of 753 amino acids. Gene Ontology annotation, cellular component: transcription regulator complex; nucleus.